Molecule: messenger RNA, 1836 nt
Organism: Oryza sativa Japonica Group (Japanese rice)
Lineage: Eukaryota; Viridiplantae; Streptophyta; Magnoliopsida; Poales; Poaceae
Biological process (GO): regulation of DNA-templated transcription
Molecular function (GO): zinc ion binding; sequence-specific DNA binding
Source: RefSeq, a predicted model, not a curated record
AAAUAAGAAGACCCACAUCCUGCGUCGGCAUCUCUCACGGAAGAAGGAAAAAAAAAAAAAAGCUCCCCUCUUUCCCUCUCCUGCUGACGCGCCCCGUCGCCGCCGCUCGCUUGCCGCGCGCGGCCAAAGCAAGCAAGCUCGCCGCCGGCCAUCCAUGGCGGCGGUGGAGGGCGGAAUAGGAGAGCCGCCCGGAUUAGCCAGGGAAAGGCGCCUACGGCUCCGGCGAUCUGUGGCGGCGACCGGCGACAUGGACGGCGACGGCGACGUUGGCGGCGGCGGCGGCGGUGGUGGUGGUGGUGGUGUUAGGUACGUCCUCGCGCUCCCGGCCAUGGCGUCGCUGGCCGUCCUCAUCGCCCACCUCGACGCCGCCGUGCCCGUGCCCCGUAGGCCUCGCAGCUACCUCCCCCGCGCCGUGCCCAUGGCGUGGUGGGCCUUCCGGCUCCCCGUCUUCCGCCCCCCGCCUCCGCCUCCGCCACCGCCGGCCAAGAAUCCGGUCAAGGAGGAGGAGGGGGUGGCGCGCGUGGUGGUGGUGGUGGCGCCGCCGCCGCCCGUCGAUCCCGGCGAGGAGGAGGCGGGCAAGAGGGCGGCGAAGAGGGCGAGGAGGUGCCUGAACUGCGACGCGGUGGAGACGCCACAGUGGAGGUCGGGCCCGAUGGGGAGGAGCACGCUCUGCAACGCCUGCGGCGUCCGCCUCAGGGCGGUCGGCUCGCUGCCUGAACACCGCGCGCCGGCGGCGAGGACGACGACGGCCGCCCCCGCGUCGCCGCCCGAUAGCCCGAUCUGGACGCCCGGCCACAAGCCGCCCUCGUCGUCGCCCGACAUCUACCUCGUCAGGAGGACACCGAAGCUGCCGGUGACGCGGCCUCCCCGUACCAAGCAAGCUCCGCCCACAGCGCCCGCGCCCGCGCCUCCGCCGCCGCCGCCGCAGCCGGCGUCGCCGAAGACGAAGACGAAGGCGAAGGCGAAGAAGCCGAAGAGGAAGAGAAGCUGCGUGCACUGCGGCUCGACGGAGACGCCGCAGUGGCGGGAGGGGCCGACGGGGCGCGGCACGCUGUGCAACGCGUGCGGCGUGCGGUACAGGCAAGGGAGGCUGCUGCCGGAGUACCGCCCCAAGGGGAGCCCCACCUUCUCGCCGUCCGUGCACGCCGCCAACCACCGCCAGGUGCUCGAGCUCCGCCGCCAGCAGCGGCAGAGCACCAACCCCUCCACUCCACCGCCGCCGCCGGUGUCCGCCGCCGAGCCAAUCCCCGACGAGCAAAAAGAAGAGGUGGUAAGCGUGCCAGUCGCCGCCGCCGCGCCCGCCACCGACGGCGGCGCGGCGAGCUCGCUGGACGCGCUGCUGCUCGACGGGCCGUCGGCGCCGCUCAUCGUGGACGGCGACGAUUUCUUGGAAAAACAGUUUUACCACCUGACAUUGUGAAUACUCGUCGAUCCUGGGGAAAAUCUUUGCGUGAAAUUUAGCUAGUUUUGCUGCCCAGAUGAACUAGUUCUGGUGCUUGGUAGCUGAUGAAGUUGAAACCGGUUUUAAUGGAUCAAGGGGGAUGGAUGUUCAAUGCCAAAGUAUGCUGCACUUGGUCCCAUUUUUAGUUAAACUCAACUUGUCAUGAUAGUUCAUUGGUUCUAAACCACAUUUAGGAGAUAUUAUCCUCUUUGUUAUAGAUUUAUUGGUCAGUAUUUCCAAUGAAAACUAGAUAGCUUCUUACCUCUGUUAGUUUUAAGUGAUUUUUUCCCGUCGCGCUCUGCGGUUUCUCGUAUCCUGUGGACCUCCAGCAUGGUGAGCGAAGUUGUCCCCAUGUUUUAUUUCGUUGAGCAUGAAAUUUAAUACACCUUUUUAUA